AGAAGAAGAAGCAAAAGAAGAAGAAGAAGAAGAAGAAGAGGCAACAACAACUGUCACCGCUGGGACGAAAACAGUUCACCUUCGCUGUCCCGGACAGCAUGAAACACGCUCUGCUGACUGAAAGGACGCUUUUAAUCUGACAUUUAAAAAGACAUUAAGUCCGUACAGCUGAAACAGAAGGCCCUCGUCUCGGUGCAUCUCGCUCGUUUUCCUGUUCUACUGGAGUGAGCUAGCUUAGCCUGUUAGCUUAGCAGGUCACCCACUCACCCGUGUCCGUCCGUGCAGGACUUUACCGUCAGAAACGAAGAGAUCCACUCGGAGCUGCACCAAAACAGACCUGGAUUUUAUUUUACAAUAGGUAGCUGCACGUAUCGGGUCCAAACGCGGCGUUUGCACGCACCGUUUUAAUUUAAAAAAAGCUACAAAAACCAUCCUGCAAAACAAGGAAGUCUGAAUGAACUUUGCUGCUAGCCUGCUAGCUAGCACCUAACCAGCCCCGCAGCUGCAUUGCUCCAUUGUGCUGCUUGCUCCUGCAGCUGAAGGGGGUCUGUGCAGCCUCUUCGCCUUCUUCCUGCAGUGCUGAUAUUGAUUAUCUGUGAAAGCAUCUAUUAGCGAUAUUUCGAUCGCUAUCUCACGGAACCGGUCUGGUAGCGUCUCUUUUCUGUUCACUUGGGAAAGAGUCAAAGAAACGUUUCAAGAGAUGAUUCCCGACAAAGCGCCGAAGGAAGACGUCUUCCACGGGUCUGGAGACCGGAAGAAGGAGGCUCACAUUCCCAGCUUUGAUAAAUAUAAAGAGCUCUACUUGAAAUCCAUAGAGAAUCCCGAUGAGUUCUGGGGUGACAUCGCCAAAGAUUUCUUCUGGAAGACCAAACACACGGGUCAGUUCCUCGACUACAACUUCGAUGUGACCAAAGGAGAAAUAUUUGUCAAGUGUAUGGAAGGCGCUUCCACCAACAUCUGCUACAAUGUCCUCGACCGCAACGUCCACGAGAGGAAACUCGGCGAUAAAGUGGCCUUCUACUGGGAAGGCAAUGAGCCUGGUGAUGAGCUGACGGUGACCUACAGAGAGCUGCUGCAGAGGGUCUGUCAGUUUGCCAACGUCCUGAAGUCUCAGGGAGUGAAGAAGGGCGACCGUGUGUCCAUUUACAUGCCCAUGGUGGUGGAGCUGGUGGUAGCUAUGUUGGCUUGCGUCCGCAUCGGCGCCGUUCACUCCAUAGUGUUUGCAGGUUUCUCUUCUCAGUCUCUGUGUGAGAGGAUCCUGGACUCUCAGUGUUCGCUGCUCGUCACAGCAGAUGGGUUCUAUCGUGGAGAUAAGCUGAUCAACCUGAAGCUCUUAGCUGACGAAGCACUGCAGAAAUGCAGAGACAAGGGUUUCCCAGUACACAGGUGUAUAAUGCUGAAGCACUUGUCCAGAGAAGCAGAAGAGACUCCUCUGGUCUCUCAGUCUCCCCCCGCCAAACGGUCCUGCCCUGGUCUGCAGCAGGAGAAACAGACAGGGAGAGUAAAGAAAACACGUCCUGUGCCGCAGGUCCCGUGGAACCCCGAGGUGGACUUGUGCUGGCACUCUCUGGUACGUGGAGCUUCAGACGAGUGUGAACCAGAGUGGUGCGAGUCAGAAGAUCCUCUCUUCAUCCUCUACACCAGCGGCUCAACCGGCAAACCAAAGGGAGUUCUUCACACCGUCAGCGGCUACAUGCUCUACACUGCCACCACCUUCAAACUGGUGUUUGACUACCAGCCCGAUGACAUCUACUGGUGCACGGCAGACAUCGGUUGGAUCACCGGACACUCCUACAUCACCUACGGCCCGCUGGCUAACGGGGCCACCAGUGUGCUGUUUGAGGGCCUGCCUACUUACCCAGAUGUAAGCCGUAUGUGGGAGAUAGUGGACAAAUAUCACGUGACCAAGUUCUACACAGCUCCGACCGCCAUCAGACUGCUGAUGAAGUACGGCAGCGAGCCGGUGCAGAAGUAUAAGCGAGAGUCUCUGAAGGUUUUGGGGACGGUGGGAGAGCCCAUCAACCCUGAGGCCUGGCAGUGGUACUACACUGUGGUGGGGGAGAAGAGAUGUCCUAUUGUCGACACCUUCUGGCAGACAGAAACUGGUGGACAUGUGUUGACUCCUCUACCUGCAGCCACACCCAUGAAACCUGGAUCUGCUACGUUCCCGUUCUUUGGAGUGGUGCCGGCCAUCUUGAAUGAGUCCGGAGAGGAGCUGGAGGGGCCAAGUGAAGGAUACCUGGUGUUCAAACAGCCGUGGCCCGGCGUGAUGAGGACGGUGUACGGAAACCACCAGAGGUUUGAAACCAUCUACUUCAAGAAGUUCCCUGGAUACUACGUCACAGGAGACGGUUGCCGUAGAGACCAGGAUGGCUACUAUUGGAUAACAGGGAGGAUAGACGACAUGCUGAAUGUCUCAGGUCACUUAUUGAGUACAGCGGAGGUGGAGUCGGCUCUGGUGGAGCACGAGGCCAUCGCCGAGGCUGCUGUGGUGGGCAGACCUCAUCCCGUCAAAGGAGAAAGCCUCUACUGCUUCGUAACGCUCACUGAUGGAAUGACGUUCAACUGCACGCUGGAGGCACAACUCAGAAAACAAGUACGGGAGAAGAUCGGUGCCAUCGCGACACCAGACUACAUCCAGGAUGCUCCAGGACUCCCCAAGACCAGAUCUGGUAAGAUCAUGCGACGGGUGCUCCGCAAGAUCGCCUGCGGCGAACGAGACCUGGGCGACGUCUCCACGCUGGCCGACUCCUCGGUCGUCGAGCAGCUCUUCCAGAACAGAUGCUGCACCGCCGUGUGACGGCCUCCAGGAUCCUCGCAGGGAGGCUCCGACUGCAGCCGCACACCAGCGGCCACAAAACCAACCAGGGAAGACGAAGAGGAGGAGGAGAAAUUCCAUGAACUUGGUCUUUACAACAAACAACCUUUAUCUCAUGAUGGUGCAGCAGAGCCUGUUUUUAAAAUGACCCCACUGUCCUUAAAUGUAAGAAGAAUCAGCAGGUAGAGACACAACAGCUGUCUGGUUACUGGUAGAUAUUUCCCACUUCUGUAGCCGUAGUAAUAACUAAUUUUAACUGCAACAAACAGUCUAGGAAUUAAUAAGUACAUCGGUCUGUUGGCUUAAAUGUUUUCCAGAAGCUGACAGAGUUGCUGCUGUUUAAAAAAACAAAAACAAGGCAGUGGUGUGUGAGAGAGCGAGAAGCCAGAGGUUGUUUCUGUGAAAGACCGUCCUGCAGUCGAACUGUGUGGAAGAGGUAGAACAGGUUAACACUUCGUUUGGUUUUAUCCUAGUGUUUUAGCCAUUAAUACACAGCAAUAUCUGCUAUUUAACUGCUCAAUAAAAGUAUACAUUCAGUACUUGUACAGUACUGUUGCAACACAAUGAGUCCUGUGUCACUACAAUAGUUUUCCUGUGGUUAAAAGACGAGUUUCUACACUGGAAUAAGGCUAAUGUGAAGUGCUACCUGUAGCUGCCCUGUAGUUAAUAUAACAAGUUGUCUCCUCCCCUCGCUCGCUGCCAUAGUACUGUUAUGUACACUGAUUAUUAGCUAAAUCUGAGAAAGCUCAACAUUUCUACUAGUUCUAAUUUCUAUUGUAAUUUUUUUUUUUUUUUUAAACAUGUAGAUUUGUGUCAUUUUUUUCGUUUUUAUUUCGACUGAUUUUUGACUUAGGAUUUGGUGGGUAUUUCUGCUUGUGCGUCUGCACGCUUGUAUGUUUUUUGUUUUAUUUUUUUAUUUUUAAUUCGCAGGGAAGUGAUCAGGCUCUUCUGUCAGUCUGGUGUAAACUGGUAGAGUGUGUUCAGCCUCAGGACACCAAACGUUCGGCUCCUCUCACAAAAGCCCCAGAAAUACUGCGGGCCUAAUGUUGAAAAGGGAAAUAAGUGUGUCAGUAACUCCAGAAAAAAAAUCUAAUUUAGUCUUCUCAUGUUUAAGUAGUGUAAUGUGUCUAGGCUCCAUAUUUCAUUAAUAAAUCAGACUUUACAGUGUGAAAAUAAGGUACCAAAGUCAAUCCCAAAUGGUUGUAAUUAUGUGAGAGUAUGAUUUGAAUUUGGUAAAAUAAUCAGUUUUUGUGUGACAGCUACAAUCUCUUCUUUGAAUAAUAACCAGGGAAGUGUGGCUCAAGUCCGGAUCAUGAUAUGGUACUACCAUAAAGAUAAUACACGGUGACGUCCGUUAAAUCAAAGCUAAUCAUUGGUGUCUUUUUAUUCACAGCUUCAGUUUCCUGUUGGCAAGAGAACAUCAGAGUAUUUAAGGUCUUACGUGUCAAAGAAAAGUUCAUCUUUAAAGGACAAGGCUGGUGUUUUUAUUGUUGUCUGUCAACAUAUUCCAUGAAAAGACCAAAACCAACAGCGUGUCAGUCCGCCCCUCAACACUGUCUCACUUCCUGUCUCCGGCUCUCAGCUCCGAGCCCGUUGGUUCCCGCUGAAGACGUAAAUCUUUAAAAAAAAAAACAACACCUCACAAAUAAAUAGUUUUAUUUUUACACGGUAGUUUUUAAUCAAACAAACAGGAGGAAACAGUGCAUUCGUUGGGGACUAUUUCCAGCGGCGGAUGAAUCCACAUGUGGUGCUGUAGUGAGUGUUUGGGGCAGCAGGACGGUGUGUGUGGGACUGAGUCAGAAUAAACUACAGUGUGUGUGUUCAUGGUGAUGAAGCAACAUGUCAGCCAGUGCAACAGAGCGACUCACUGAUGUGUUUUAAUAGUUUCUGGACAACGAUGGAGGAAGACGAUCCAUCAGGCUGCGAUACUCACACAUGGUGCCUGUUAGCUGAUACGUUCACUGCUGGUUUGGGUCUUUUUAUGGGAUUAUUGACAAUAAGAAGAAUAUAGAAUCAGAUCACCAGACGUCCUCCGUCCUUUAGAUAUUGAAGGAGCAUGUCUGUCAUGCCCUUUGUCUUCAGAGCCAGUCUGGAUAAUGAUUUUCCAAGCAGAAGUCUACAUCUUUUAAUUUUAUUCUCACUUUGCUGAGAGACUGAAGUCAAGGUUGAAGCAACGUACCGUUUCGCAGCAUAAAAUUGAGUUAAAAUCGACGAAGCAUCUGAACUGCGAGCUCGCCUGGGUCUUGAAAAGGUUUUUACUCUUCGUUUCCGUCUGUGAUUGCGAGAAUGAUUUGAUUCAUUCGAGCGACGUGAACCAGAACGAGGACCUCCAUACAGAUUUCAUCAGCUUUUCUUUGUUUUUAUCUUUGUUGCUGUUUGUGUCUCAAUGUGCCAACAGAAGUAACAGUGGAGCUGAGUGUGUAAAGCUAAUAUUUGUAUCUCAUGUUUUAAAAAAAUAAAUAAAAUAAAGUGCAGCUGCUUUUUAUCUGUAUAAGAACUCGGGUGAAGGAAAGAGAAA
Molecule: messenger RNA, 5336 nt
Organism: Siniperca chuatsi (mandarin fish)
Lineage: Eukaryota; Metazoa; Chordata; Actinopteri; Centrarchiformes; Sinipercidae
Gene: acss2
Product: acyl-CoA synthetase short chain family member 2
Exons: 19
Coding region: 701-2800 (699 amino acids)
Cellular component (GO): cytoplasm
Molecular function (GO): AMP binding; acetyl-CoA synthetase activity
Source: RefSeq, a predicted model, not a curated record